AUGGAUCGCGACUCCAAGAAACCUUAUGGAGCUUUGCCGGCGCCAAGGGAAGUUCAAGUGAACGCUGCAGCAGUGACAUCUCUCGCUCCUGGUUUCCGAUUUCAUCCAACCGAUGAAGAACUCAUUACCUAUUACUUGAAGAGGAAGGUUCAGGGCAAAUCCAUGCGUUUGGAUGCUAUUGGAGAAGUCGAUUUUUACAAGCACGAGCCCUGGAACUUACCAGAGCAUUCGAAGUUGAAGACAAGGGACAAAGAAUGGUACUUCUUCAGUAUCUUGGAUAAGAAGUAUUCAACUGGUACUUGUGUAAAGCGAGUUACAAAGCAAGGCUACUGGCAUGUCACUGGAAAAGACAAGGAAAUCCACAGAGGAGACGGUGAGGUGAGCAUUGCAAUUGGUAUGAUGAAGAUUCAUGUGUUUCACAAGGGGCGUUCUCCAUACGGUCGGCGAACUAAUUGGGUGAUGCAUGAGUAUCGCCUCGCUGAAAAUGACGAAGGCCUUCAGGUAGAUGCGUACGUAUUGUGUAAAGUUUUCCGCAAGCAAAACCCUGGGGAACCUAUUGAAAGCAGAUAUGCACCAUUCGUAGAACAAGAGUGGGAUGAUGAUGGUGAAAGAGCUGUGAGCCCUGUUCCAGUUGUUGUGGAUGCCAAUAGAAUCAACGAGACUCAACAGAUCGAUGACAACAACAAGGAACUUGAUGAUAAGGCACUGAAGAGAUCACCAAUAUUGCCUCAUUGUGACAUCGACAAAGAAGCUCCAUUGUCUUUAUGUGUCCUCAACAAACAAGCUCCAUUGCCUCUCGUCCAAUACAAACGCAAGCGCCGAGUCGACUCUAGUGAAAACCCCAACAGCUCAAGCCAAAUGACUCAGGACCACUGUAGUUCCUCCACAGCAACGAUUGUUGACACUAGUGCCGCUGAGCCUGAGCCGCUGACAAACUCAGAACAAGAUGCUAUAAGUGUGCUUAAGAGCGGCUUCGGCAGUAUGAUCGAAGAUCUGGGGAACAAACAAGAAGAAGCAGUAGCUGAAAAGGUACCUGCAACAACAAGCUCCCUCACCAAGAGUAUCCAGGAUCUGAUGAAAGAGAAGGACGAGAUGGUUGUGCUCAGAGAGACGCAAAUACGUGAAACGAUAGAGGCAGAAAUAUUGAUAAACUAUCUUGAAGAUCAGAUUAAAACGUUGCGUAAAGGAGGAGAAUGA
Camelina sativa (false flax) is the source of this 1197-nucleotide messenger RNA. Lineage: Eukaryota; Viridiplantae; Streptophyta; Magnoliopsida; Brassicales; Brassicaceae. The record is from RefSeq and is a predicted model, not a curated record.